UGAUUAUUACUCCCAGUCACCCAGUGGACGGUCUCUUGGCGGGCAUCUUACAUCAUCAUGAUCAUCCCUUUCCACUUUGCCGGAGUUCGGGAGGCUGGAGCACUCUUUACGUGGACGGUACGGCUGUGCCGGGACGCUACUACAGGCUAUGGUUGCGAAGCUUCCACGCUUUUCGCCUUUCGUACCUGUGCUUUCUACUGUAUCAGUGUUACAAGCCAAAAAAAAAACCCCAAAAAAUCAUAUACAUUUCUCGGUCCAUGUUGCAUCUCUUUCCCUCGCUCUGUUGCGUCCUCUGUUGAUUUUUAUAUCCAUUCUUCGCCCCUCGACAAGUGACCCGAGCCCCGGCUGUUCAUCUCUAUCUCUUCUGAUAAAGAUUUUGCUUAUUCCGUCAUCACUUUCGGCAUCUAUUGACAGGGAUUGGCAAAAGAAGCAUUACCGCCCGACCGACCCUCGACCUUGCGCGGGGAGAGAUCUACAAUUCUUGAAUCACGACCGCCUUUUCAAUAGUCAACUCGAACCCCCCAUGCGCUGGCAAAGCACAGCGCCUACCACUGCGUGCCCGGUUCUUCAAUGCUUUAUGGCGGUGACAGCAAAGCGCAUCUACCGACCCUGAACUGUGAGUCUAGCCCAUCCACCCAUCAAGCACCCAGAAGCAUCCUCAAGUCGUAUGCCGUGUAUCAGCUUGCAGUGUUGCAUUGUGCCCCCUCCCCCAUCAGCACACGAGCCCAUCCCUGGGUCAUUUUGAUUGCAUGACUACAGAGUG
This is a messenger RNA of Amorphotheca resinae ATCC 22711, 763 nucleotides long. RefSeq lists its product as hypothetical. NCBI's taxonomy places the organism in Eukaryota, Fungi, Ascomycota, Leotiomycetes, Helotiales, Amorphothecaceae. Bases 149 to 613 code for a protein of 154 amino acids. The transcript has a single exon. The record is from RefSeq and is a predicted model, not a curated record.